Macaca mulatta (Rhesus monkey) is the source of this 5312-nucleotide messenger RNA. RefSeq names its product leucine rich repeat and Ig domain containing 3 (gene LINGO3). The record is from RefSeq and is a predicted model, not a curated record. Lineage: Eukaryota; Metazoa; Chordata; Mammalia; Primates; Cercopithecidae. Gene Ontology annotation, molecular function: protein binding. Gene Ontology annotation, cellular component: plasma membrane.
GGGAGUCUUGCUAUGUUGCGCAGGCUGCUCUGGAACUCUUGAACUCAAGCAAUUAUUCCAUCUCAGCCUCCCAAAAUGCUGGGAUUACAGGCGCCAGCCGCUGUGCUGGGGCGGGUUAGGGGUGGGCUGUGUGCGGAGGCGCCGCGGAGGGGGACCCGGUGCUAACGGUGCUAACGUUGCUAAUGCUGCCCGCUCCUCGCCCGCCCGCAGGUGCGCAGGAGGAUGGUGGCGCGGCCCUAGGCCCACGCUCCGCACCAUGACCUGCUGGCUGUGCGUCCUGAGCCUGCCCCUGCUCCUGCUGCCUGCGGCACCGCCCCCGGCUGGAGGCUGCCCGGCCCGCUGCGAGUGCACCGCGCAGACCCGCGCCGUGGCCUGCACUCGCCGCCGCCUGACCGCCGUGCCCGAAGGCAUCCCGGCCGAGACGCGCCUGCUGGAGCUCAGCCGCAACCGCAUCCGCUGCCUGAACCCGGGCGACCUGGCCGCGCUGCCCGCGCUGGAGGAGCUGGACCUGAGCGAGAACGCCAUCGCGCACGUGGAGCCCGGCGCCUUCGCCAACCUGCCGCGCCUGCGCGUCCUGCGUCUCCGUGGCAACCAGCUGAAGCUCAUCCCGCCCGGGGUCUUCACGCGCCUGGACAACCUCACGUUGCUGGACCUGAGCGAGAACAAGCUGGUCAUCCUGCUGGACUACACGUUCCAGGACCUGCACAGCCUGCGCCGGCUGGAGGUGGGUGACAACGACCUGGUGUUCAUCUCGCGCCGCGCCUUCGCGGGGCUGCUGGCCCUGGAGGAGCUGACCCUGGAGCGCUGCAACCUCACGGCUCUGUCCGGGGAGUCGCUGGGCCACCUGCGCGGCCUGGGCGCCCUGCGGCUGCGCCACCUGGCCAUCGCCGCCCUGGAGGACCAGAACUUCCGCAGGCUGCCCGGGCUGCUGCACCUGGAGAUUGACAACUGGCCGCUGCUGGAGGAGGUGGCCGCAGGCAGCCUGCGGGGCCUGAACCUGACGUCGCUGUCAGUCACCCACACCAACAUCACUGCCGUGCCGGCCGCCGCGCUGCGGCACCAGGCGCACCUCACCUGCCUCAAUCUGUCGCACAACCCCAUCAGCACGGUGCCGCGGGGGUCGUUCCGGGACCUGGUCCGCCUGCGCGAGCUGCACCUGGCCGGGGCCCUGCUGGCCGUGGUGGAGCCUCAGGCCUUCCUGGGCCUGCGCCAGAUCCGCCUGCUCAACCUCUCCAACAACCUGCUCUCCACGUUGGAGGAGAGCACCUUCCACUCGGUGAACACGCUGGAGACGCUGCGCGUGGACGGGAACCCCCUGGCCUGCGACUGUCGCCUGCUGUGGAUCGUGCAGCGUCGCAAGACCCUCAACUUCGACGGGCGGCUGCCGGCCUGCGCCACCCCGGCCGAGGUGCGCGGCGACGCGCUGAGAAACCUGCCGGACUCCGUGCUGUUCGAGUACUUCGUGUGCCGCAAACCCAAGAUCCGGGAGCGGCGGCUGCAGCGCGUCAUGGCCACCGCGGGCGAAGACGUCCGCUUCCUCUGCCGCGCCGAGGGCGAGCCGGCGCCCACGGUGGCCUGGGUGACCCCCCAGCACCGGCCAGUGACUGCCACCAGCGCAGGCCGGGCGCACGUGCUCCCCGGGGGGACGCUGGAGAUCCAGGACGCGCGGCCGCAGGACAGCGGCACCUACACGUGCGUGGCCAGCAACGCGGGCGGCAACGACACGUACUUCGCCACGCUGACCGUGCGCCCCGAGCCGGCCGCCAACCGGACCCCGGGCGAGGCCCACAACGAGACGCUGGCGGCCCUGCGCGCGCCGCUGGACCUCACCACCAUCCUGGUGUCCACCGCCAUGGGCUGCAUCACCUUCCUGGGCGUGGUCCUCUUCUGCUUCGUGCUGCUGUUCGUGUGGAGCCGCGGCCGCGGGCAGCACAAGAACAACUUCUCGGUAGAGUACUCCUUCCGCAAGGUGGAUGGGCCGGCCGCCGCGGCAGGCCAGGGCGGCGCGCGCAAGUUCAACAUGAAGAUGAUCUGAGGGGUCCCCAGGGGCGGGCCCUCCCCUCCCACCCCUCGCGGGCCGGCCGCUCGCGUGUCCACCUAUGCAUUUCCCGGAGGGGGCGGGGGUGGCUGCACGGCGGCUCCCCUGGGAGAACUUCCCCUUUUUUUUGUAGACGCCCAACCGCAGGACUGUUUUUCAUCAGCAUGCGUCUUUUUGCAGUUUCUCAAGCGUUUUCUAAAGGUUUCAACCCGUCUUCCUGUCCCUGCUAUGGUGGCUGAGUUGGCGGUGGCGGUGCGGGCUGCAAGGUGGGGUGAUGGGCUCCCAUCUACCAACCUGGAAUGACUGGGGGUGCUGAGAGACCCCAAGAUCCUCAGGGCCCGCAAUUCACACCCAGGAGGCACAAGUCUGCUGCCCCCAAGCCCUGGGCUUCCGCUCCCCCAGCCCUUUACACACAGAUCACACCAGGGAGACGGUGGACACCCAAGACCCACAAAGGGCCCUACAGCCCCAAGGGGAGGGUGCACAGAAAGUCUGCAUUGCUCACACCUGGGCCUCCUGCACCUCACACCCAGAGACACACUCACACCUGGAACCCAAUCACACAGGUGAAACACACCUCACACCCAGCCGACACUAAAACCAGACCCGGGGCGCCAGAGCUGACCACAGGGGCAGGCAGGGCUCUCGUGAGAGCAAAGUUCUCACCUGGGACAGGCACAGCUCACACUUGAGACACAGCUCACACCUGGGAUACAGCUCACACCUGGAACAGGCACAGCUCACACCCAGGACACACAGCUCACACCCAGGUCACAGCUCAUACCCGGGACAGGCACAGCUCACACCCGGGACACAUAGCUCACACCUGGAACACAGCUCACACCCAGAACACAGCUUACACCCGGACACACUCAGUUCACACUGGAACACACAGCUCACACCUGGGACAUGCUCAGCUCACACCUGAGACUUUUCACACCUGGGACAUGCUCAGCUCACACCUGAGACACAGUUCACACCUGGGACAGGCACAGCUCACACCCGGGACACAGUUCACACCCAGGACAGGCACAGCUCAUGCCUGGGACAUAUAGCUCACACCUGGAACACAGCUCACACCCGAGACACAGCGCACACCUGGGACAAGUACAGCUCACACCCAGAACACACAGCUCACAUCCGGGGCACACUCAGUUCACACUGGAACACACAGCUCACACCUGGGACAUGCUCAGCUCACACCUGAGACAUGCUCAGCUCACACCUGAGACACAGGCACAGCUCACACUGGAACACACAGCUCACACCUGGGACACACAGCUUACACCUGGGACAUGCUCAGCUCACACCCGAGACACAGCUCACACCUGGGACAGGCACAGCUCACACCCAGAACACACAGCUCACACCCAGGACACACUCAGCUAACACCCAGGACAUGCUCAGCUCACACCCAGAACACAGAGCUCACACCUGGGACACACACAGCUCACCACACCUGAGACACACACCUCACACCCAGCUGACACUAAAACCAGGCCCUGGGCACCAGAACUGACCACAGAGGCAGGCAGGGCUCUCGUGAGAGCACAGCUCACACCCGGGACAUGCUCAGUUCACACCUGGGACAGGCACAACUCACAACUGAGACACAGCUCACACCUGGGACACACAGCCCACCCCAGCGCCUGCUCAGCUGAGCAUCUCCCAGCCGACCUCAGGGCCUGGGCUCAGGUCUGCUGAGGACCCAGCACACGCAGCGGUUACAGUCAGGGGCCCCCACGCCCUGUCCUCCGUCCUCCCCACAGCCCAGCAGGGCUGUCCGCAAGGAGGAGCCAUUGCCCCAGCCCUCCACCUCCCUCCGCCGCCACUUGCUUCUCAGAACAGUUGGCAAGAGAGGGCCACCCCACAAGGGAGAGGUAGCCACCCUGGCCCCGGCCCAGGACCAUGGCUUCUGGGGUCCUGAGUGUCCCUCUAAAUGGGUCUACUGGAGGGACCUUUGCCUCUAGGUACGCAUUGACCCCUGAGCCAGCCUCAGACAAGCCCUGAGCGUGGCCCCAUCAUGCCCGGCUCUGCUGACUCAUGGCUCAGGUGGGGAACAAGACCAAAGAGCACAGGGGGUUCCCGGGGGGUCCCUGCUAUGUGCAUUGCAGAGGCAGUGACAAGAACAAGGCCGAAACAAGGGCUUCACCCUGCAGGAAGGCCUGGACCUGGGUCCUUGGAAGAAGGUGAUAGAAGAACCUUGGUCUCUGCACCUGCAGUGGUCGGGCAGAUCUAGGACCAAAGCUGGGGUCACAGGCCGACUGCAGCUCAGGUCAAGGAAAAGCUUCCCCGAAGUCACUGCCCUGUUGCUCUACAGAUGGUGAGCUCCCCGUCACGGGGGGUAAACAAGGAGGAGCUGAGGUUUUGCAGAAGGAUUCAGACACUAGACAGGGACCAUAGGGACCAUCUGUGACCUGGCCUCCUCAUAGCCAAUUUUUGCCCCUCCCCCUCCACAUCCUCCAGAGGACAGUUAGGACAUUGCUGGGGGCAGGGACAGGAACCAUUGUUGGGCCAAAACCUCAGUCAGAAAGGGCUUGGCUGCCAACCGAGAGGUUAGGACAGACCCUCCAGGACUUUGCAGGAAGGGCUCAAAAGCAGCUCUGCUGCUGCCCAGCUGUACGAUCUCAGCUGGUGACCGAAGAUCACCUAGACCAUCAGUGUCCUCAUCUGUAAAAUGGGUCUGAGGGUCAAACCUAUUACCCUGUAUUCAGAGGCCAGGCCUGCAGAUGGGCCUGAUGGCUUGACUUGGAUCCUGGAUCCCUCAAGACUGCUCUGAGAUCAGUCAGAGAGAAACAGAGAGAAAGCCGGCUCAGCCCUGGAGGGUGUUUGAGCAAAGGUUUCAGACGGAGCUGCAAGGUGACGCCGGCCCAUUCUCCCUGAGCUGUGGCCGGGAGGGCCCAGGCCUGCACCACGGUGUACAGACGGUCCAGGGGGCUCGACAUGAGUGAGGGUGAAGUUCCUGUAACCCCAACCGCCACCCCUGAAUUGGGCACAACCAAUUAUUUUCUUCGCACCUGCCUGACUCUGCUUACCAUGACAACCCCAAGGGCCUCCCCAAAAUUGAUAUCCAAGUGCCUUUAGCCUAUCAAAGACAGGAGGGGGUGCAUUCUCGGUCAUGUUAGGGUUCACAGAGCAUCCGUAUAUUAGGAUUUCCCAGCCCCCUGAGCUCCCCACCCCAUCCCAACAUGAACCAAGACCCCUCAGUCCCCCACCCCUCAUCCUGCUGUAUUUGGUUCAAAUCCAAUAAAAAUGGAACCGAUUUAAUAACAAA